GAGAAGCGGAGCAAUAAGAGAAGCAGCAGGACAUUAGCAGAGACGAGUGUUUAAAUUUUUGCAAAACGUGCACUUCUAAUUUGAUCAACUCACUGAGGAUUGGUAAUGGUGUCUUCUAUGAGAAGGGGCCUACAGGCCUGGAUUCGGCGGCUCUUGCUUCUGCUCAUCACAUUCUGGGAGGCGGGGAGUGGCCAGCUCCACUACUCGAUCCUAGAAGAGGCCAAGCACGGUACCUUCGUGGGCCGAAUCGCGCAGGACCUGGGGCUGGAGGUGGCGGAGCUGGUGCCGCGCCUGUUCCGGGUGGCGGCCAAAGGCCGCGGGGACCUGCUGGAGGUGAAUCUGCAGAAUGGCAUUUUGUUUGUGAAUUCUCGGAUCGACCGGGAGGAGCUCUGCGGGCGGAGUGCGGAGUGCAGCAUCCACCUGGAGGUGAUCGUGGACAGGCCGCUGCAGGUUUUCCACGUGGAGGUGGAGGUGAAGGACAUUAAUGACAACCCGCCAGUAUUUCCAGCCACCGCAAAGACUAUCCGGUUUCACGAAUCGAGGCUGCUUGACUCUCGGUUUCCUCUAGAGGGAGCAUCUGAUGCAGAUAUUGGAGUAAACGCUCUUCUCUCCUACAAGCUCAGCUCCAGUGAGUUUUUCUUCCUAGAUAUACAGACAAAUGAUGAACUAAGCCAGUCUUUGUCUCUUGUCCUGGGGAAAUCUCUGGACAGAGAGGAAACUGCCGAGGUUAAUUUGUUACUGGUGGCUACUGAUGGGGGCAAACCUGAGCUCACAGGUACCGUUCAAAUACUUAUUAAGGUAUUAGACGUGAAUGACAACGAACCUACUUUUGCCCAAUCAGUUUACAAAGUAAAAUUGUUAGAGAAUACUGCAAAUGGGACCUUAGUAGUUAAAUUAAAUGCUUCGGAUGCAGAUGAAGGAUCAAACAGCGAGCUUGUGUAUUCGCUCAGUAGUGAUGUAUCUUCCACUAUACAGACCAAGUUCAAAAUAGAUCCCAGCUCAGGGGAAAUCAGAACUAAGGGAAAAUUAGAUUAUGAAGAAGCGAAAUCCUACGAAAUUCAGGUCACUGCAACUGACAAAGGAACCCCCUCAAUGUCAGGACAUUGUAAAAUUUCAUUAAAACUCGUGGACGUGAAUGAUAACACACCAGAAGUCUCAAUAACGUCUCUCUCACUUCCCAUCCCAGAGAACGCUUCACUGGGCACCGUCAUCGCUCUCAUCACAGUGUCCGACCGCGACUCUGGAACCAACGGGCAGGUGACCUGCUCCCUAACGGCCCACGUGCCCUUCAAGUUGGUGUCCACCUUCAAGAAUUACUAUUCUUUGGUGUUGGACAGCGUCCUGGACCGUGAGAGUGAGUCGGUGUAUAAGGUGGUGGUGACAGCUCGGGACGGGGGCUCGCCUUCGCUGUGGGCCACAGCCAGCGUGUCCGUGGAGGUGGCCGACGUGAACGACAACGCGCCGGCGUUCCCACAGCCCGAGUACACGGUGUUCGUGAAGGAGAACAACCCGCCAGGCUGCCACAUCUUCACGGUGUCGGCGCGGGACGCGGACGCGCAGGAGAACGCGCGGGUGUCCUACUCGCUGGUGGAGCGGCGGGUGGGCGAGCGCGCGCUGUCGAGCUACGUGUCGGUGCACGCGGAGAGCGGCAAGGUGUACGCGCUGCAGCCGCUGGACCACGAGGAGCUGGAGCUGCUGCAGUUCCAGGUGAGCGCGCGGGACGCGGGCGUGCCGCCUCUGGGCAGCAACGUGACGCUGCAGGUGUUCGUGCUGGAUGAGAACGACAACGCCCCAUCGCUGCAGGCGCCUUGGGCAAGUGGUACCGGCGGCGCGGUGAAUGACCUGGUACCUCGAUCUGUGGGUGCAGGCCACGUGGUGGCAAAGGUGCGCGCGGUGGACGCCGACUCUGGCUACAAUGCGUGGUUGUCAUAUGAGCUGCAGCCUGCAGCGGGCAGCCCGCACAGCCCAUUCCGCGUGGGGCUGUACACCGGCGAGAUCAGCACGACACGUUCCCUGGAUGAGGCAGACGCUUCGCUCCAGCGCCUGCUUGUGCUGGUGAAGGACCACGGUGAGCCCGCACUGACCUCCACGGCCACCGUGCUGGUGUCACUGGUGGAGAGUGGCCAGGCGCCGAAGGCCUCUUCGCGGGCGUUGGUGGGCGCUGUGGGCCCGGAAGGGGCGCUGGUGGAUGUGAACGUGUAUCUCAUCAUCGCCAUCUGCGCUGUGUCCAGCCUGUUGGUGCUCACGCUGCUUCUGUACACAGCGCUGCGAUGCUUUGUGUCGCCCAUCGAGGGCGCGUGUGGGCCUGGGAAGCCCAUGCUGGUGUGCUCCAGCGCGGUGGGGAGCUACUCGCAACAGAGGAGGCAGAGGGUGUGCUCUGGAGAGGGUCCGCCCAAGACCGACCUCAUGGCCUUCAGCCCCAGCCUUUCUCAAGGUCCAGACUCCGCAGAAGAAAGACAACAGCCCUCAGAAUCAGAGGGCUUAAGAAAGGUGAGCGUUUUACUUUUUCUUGCCAAUUCUAGAAUUGUUCUAUUUCCUUAUUCUUUAUGAUUUAUAUUAAUUAUUUAGAUUCAUAGCUCUGGCUUUAUUUUGUAUCAUUAUCCUACCAUG
Messenger RNA from Propithecus coquereli (Coquerel's sifaka), 2610 nucleotides. Its product is annotated as protocadherin alpha-2-like. The record is from RefSeq and is a predicted model, not a curated record. Gene Ontology annotation, cellular component: plasma membrane. Gene Ontology annotation, molecular function: calcium ion binding. The coding region runs from base 106 to 2550 and encodes 814 amino acids. The transcript has a single exon. NCBI's taxonomy places the organism in Eukaryota, Metazoa, Chordata, Mammalia, Primates, Indriidae. Gene Ontology annotation, biological process: homophilic cell-cell adhesion.